GCUUUCCUCUGGGUCACAGCGCAGGCGCAUAGGAUGCGUGGCGCCGCGCGAGGUGUAGUGUAUCGCCUCCGGCAUCUCCUCGCGGCUCUGCGGAGCUGCGCAGGGUCUCCGCGGCGUGGGCGUCAUGUCAGACAACGAAGACAAUUUUGAUGGUGACGACUUUGAUGAUGUGGAGGAGGAUGAAGGACUAGGUGACUUGGAGAAUGCCGAGGAGGAGGGCCAGGAGAAUGUUGAGAUCCUCCCCUCUGGAGAGCGACCGCAGGCCAACCAGAAGCGAAUCACCACACCAUACAUGACCAAAUAUGAGCGAGCCCGUGUGCUGGGCACCAGAGCUCUCCAGAUUGCGAUGUGUGCCCCCGUGAUGGUGGAGUUGGAGGGGGAGACAGAUCCCUUGCUCAUCGCCAUGAAAGAGCUCAAAGUGCAUUCCCAAGAGGAUGCUCCUAAGACUUCUCUUUCUUGCAUUCUGCACACAAUCUGUCCCUUUAGCAGUGGAGCUGGAGUCACCAGCCUUCAUGUACUUGUGACUUCUCCCCUGCCACAGGGCCCGAAAGAUCCCCAUCAUCAUUCGCCGCUACCUGCCAGAUGGGAGCUAUGAAGACUGGGGGGUGGACGAGCUCAUCAUCACUGACUGAGCUGCAGUCAUCUUCCUGACUGGGCCUCAUCCCCAGGGUCUAUUCUCAUAUUCUUUAUACAUGUAAAUAAUAAACUGUUAAGCCUUC
Messenger RNA from Manis pentadactyla (Chinese pangolin), 719 nucleotides. It is a transcript of the gene POLR2F, whose product is annotated as RNA polymerase II, I and III subunit F. Gene Ontology annotation, molecular function: DNA-directed RNA polymerase activity; DNA binding. Gene Ontology annotation, biological process: DNA-templated transcription. Gene Ontology annotation, cellular component: RNA polymerase I complex; RNA polymerase III complex; nucleus. The transcript is spliced from 5 exons. Lineage: Eukaryota; Metazoa; Chordata; Mammalia; Pholidota; Manidae. The record is from RefSeq and is a predicted model, not a curated record. Bases 125 to 595 code for a protein of 156 amino acids.